CACUCAUCUUCUAGAGGCGGAAAAGUUAUUGUUCAAAUAUAGGUUUCCGUAAUCUAAUGUUAGGUAUCACAGCUAGCAGCUAGUACUCAAUGCGUAUCCUGUAAUGACAACGUUACCUAGCUAGUGAAGUGAAGAUAUCCGUUCGGAGAAGCAGAUACCAUGGUCGCAGCACAAUCAGCAGUGAUGUUUGCAGUAUGCAUCCUAAUGAUAACAGAGCUUAUCCUGGCCAGAAAAGACUACUAUGACAUUCUUGGUGUGCCUAAAGAUGCUACUGAACGCCAGAUAAAGAAGGCAUUUCACAGGUUGGCGAUGAAGCUCCACCCUGACAAGAAUAAAAGCCCUGAUGCUGAAACAAAGUUCAGGGAAAUCGCUGAGGCCUAUGAAACACUGUCUGACGAGAAGAGGAGACAGGAAUAUGACCAGAUGGGACACAAUGCUUUCUUCAGGGAAGCCACAGGAGCUGGGCGUGGAGGAGGAGGGCAACACUUCCAUCACACAUUUGACUUUGACGACAUGUUCCGGGACUUUGACCCGUAUGCCCAAAACCGUCAUGCCCACCACAGGCGGCACUUUGAGGAACACCUGCGCACCCACCAGCAGGCUCACCAACAGGCGCAGGGCCAGGGGCGCCACAAGCGCCACUUCCAGGGAGGCUUCGGGGCCGGCCUCUUUGAUGACAUGUUCGAUGACAUGGAGAAGAUGUUCACCUUUGACAAACAAUCCAAGCGGACUGAGAGCCAGUUUCAGGGAACAACCAAACAACAGUGUAGGACAGUGACACAGCGCAGAGGAAAUAUGGUGACCACUUACACAGACUGCAGUGGGUCCUGAUGGAAUGGGUGAAAACAUCUGCUUUCCUGGAGUUAAACUCUUUGUGGGGAAGGUCUUUGGAGUUCCUAGGUUCUUUAGGUUUGCUGCUGUGAAAUGAGAGUGAACUUAAUAGUUCUUUUGUAGUAGAAGUAUAAGCUGCCUAACAAAGUUGGAGGAGAACUUGGUCAUGGUGCAUUUAAUGUUAGUCAUGUCUUUAUAAGCGACAUAGCUGGACAGAUAUAGGGUUCUGCAAGUUUGUUUGAACCUUUAUACAGGGGACUGUGCAGAUGGUCAGAGAAAAGAACGUUUGUUUACAAUGUGUCUCAAAAUAGUAGGGACAGUAUGAGAUGACACUCCCGUUUGUCAUGUAUCACCUGUUUGUCGAGAGAGAGGUCCCAGACUUCAGCAUGCUUCACUGACAACACUGGUCUGGGUAAACCAGUCACAACCUAGUGAACCUCAACUUUGACCCAACCUAGCUGAAUGUUACAAUGGUAUUGUUCCUUCUGUAGUUCAGAAGGAAAUCUUGGACUACUCAAAUUAGACCAAAACUUUAGUUUCACCUAUAUGGUGUUGUUAAAUGAAUGUCUUGCCAGCUAUUUGUGCAUUAUUUUCAAUUUUCAAGCUAAUUGAACUGACUUUUUUAUAUAUAUAAUUUACUGACAGAUUUUUGAGUUGUUCCAGGAUCACAUGCACAUAUUUUACGAAGUGGAGCAGUUAUGGUAUAUUUUAUUUGUUAUUUAUGUUAUAUUCAUGCCUUCUCAAUUUGUUCUUCCUUGCUUAAAGGAACGAGCCAAUAUUUUGGGGAAAUUAUCUUAUUUGCGAUGUACCCCAGAGUUAGAGUAGAUGAUUUUAAUAUCAUACCAUUCUCUUCUCUGUGUGUUCAAUAGGCUAAAACAGUAUGACACCUUCAUUAGCCUAGCUUAGCAUAAUAUACUGGAAGUGGGUCAUAGUGAGCCUGUAGCUCUCAAGUAGACUUCCUAACAACUCCAACAUGUUUUUAUGUAGGUGUUCCAACUAGUGUGUAUUUACCACAUGCAUAAAUGACCAUGUAAAAUGAGUAUGAAAAUUAGUAUUUAUCCAAUUAGAAAAUUGUGUGUCUCAUUUUGCAUAGUUAUUUCUACGUGGGGUAAAUACACACUAGUUGGAACACCUAAAUAAAACCAUGUUGGAGUUGCUACAGUAGGAGUCUGUUUUGUCUCUUUUGGGAGCUAUAGGCCAACCGCUGUAGCCCACUUCCCGUAGGUGUCAGACUGGGUUCUUGCACACACAGAGAAGAGAAGGGCAUGUCUCCUCUUCUAAAACUCUGGGGUAGAUGGCAAAUUAGAUAAUUUCCCAAAAUGUUGUUGUUCUUUUAAUUGAAGUAUGAGGGUUUGAAGGAGCUAGGAGGGUUUAGCAAUUCUGUUGAAUAGCCCAACACGUUUGUACCAAAUUGCUGCUCUGGUUUGCUCUGAAUACUGCUCUGGUCAUUUAGAAUAAUACUUUUAUGUUUGAUUGGUUGGUUAUACAUGUGUUCUGUGUUACAGAGGUGCCUUUUUCUGCAAAAUGAACUUAAUUUUUAAAUGUUACACAAUUAAGGUUACUCCCAAAAAGUUCAAAAUACAAUGCAGUAUGACUGCAAAGUAGGCUCAUUGCAUAGCUGCCUUUGCUUCUUUAGAUUUGAAAAAUAUAUAUUUUACUUGUCUCAAUUUUGGAUUUCUCACUUUAAAAUGUUCUACUAUGUGCACCAUAUUGAUAAUAAGCGCUCUCAAAUUGCUGUAUUUUGUUUUCUUUGUUUACUGUAUUAUUUUCAAACAUAGACAUACCUCCAUAGGCUGAUUUUCUUUUGAAACGAGAUGUACUGUAAACCCACAGAAAUCAGAAUGUAAGUUAAGUUGUACCUUAUUCAUGAUUUGGUGAAUAGGGGCCACAUUGGCCACAUGUGAAUGGGUUAUGUACUUUACUCCUUGACAUAUCACCCGUUACCUCAUUGUUUUGUGUUAUUUGUGAAUGUGCAAUAUUUAAGUGCCAGCUCCCUUAUUCCUCUUGUUGAUACAGUACCACUUUUACUUGCUGGCCUUGUCUUUGUGAGGAGUUGAAUUUCACUUGACCUAUCUAGCACUUUCAGUAUAUUAAUCCUGUGGAUGACCUGUAAAGUAGAAUAGCAGAUUGGAGCAUUUGUAUAGUUUGGGAAUGGAAGAGAAAUAAAACCCCAGAGUAUUUGAUUUUA
Messenger RNA from Sardina pilchardus (European sardine), 3019 nucleotides. RefSeq names its product DnaJ heat shock protein family (Hsp40) member B9a (gene dnajb9a). NCBI's taxonomy places the organism in Eukaryota, Metazoa, Chordata, Actinopteri, Clupeiformes, Clupeidae. Bases 160 to 831 code for a protein of 223 amino acids. Gene Ontology annotation, molecular function: misfolded protein binding; protein-folding chaperone binding. The transcript is spliced from 3 exons. Gene Ontology annotation, cellular component: endoplasmic reticulum. The record is from RefSeq and is a predicted model, not a curated record.